This is a messenger RNA of Trichoderma aggressivum f. europaeum, 432 nucleotides long. RefSeq lists its product as uncharacterized. NCBI's taxonomy places the organism in Eukaryota, Fungi, Ascomycota, Sordariomycetes, Hypocreales, Hypocreaceae. The coding region runs from base 1 to 432 and encodes 143 amino acids. The record is from RefSeq and is a predicted model, not a curated record. Gene Ontology annotation, molecular function: deaminase activity. The transcript has 2 exons. Gene Ontology annotation, cellular component: cytosol; mitochondrion.
AUGUCUCACCUAAAGUAUUACUCCUACGAGGGCGUCGGUGUGAGAAACCGAGAAAUAUUCGGUUAUAGCCAGGCCGUGCGCGUGGGAGACCGAAUUGAAUGCGCUGGACAAGGAGGCUGGGAUCCUAAAACUGGCGAAUACCAAAAAGACCUCAAUGCACAAAUUGACCAGGCCUUCGCCAAUGUUGAGAGGGCCUUGAAAGAUGCCGGUGGCAAGGGCUGGUCUCAAGUGUACCGCAUCAAUUCUUACCACGUGCCGAUUAGCAACCAGGCAUUGGAGGCCGUGACGAGGAAUAUCCGACAUUAUAUGCCUGGGCAUCAGCCGAUUUGGACAGCUGUAGGAGUGGCACGUCUAGCUGAGGAUGAUAUGCUCAUAGAAAUUGAGGUGGUUGCGCAUGAUCCGGAAGGCGCACAGGAGGCCUCGAAACUAUGA